Messenger RNA from Chenopodium quinoa (quinoa), 2045 nucleotides. Its product is annotated as anthocyanidin 3-O-glucosyltransferase 5-like. The transcript has a single exon. NCBI's taxonomy places the organism in Eukaryota, Viridiplantae, Streptophyta, Magnoliopsida, Caryophyllales, Amaranthaceae. The coding region runs from base 294 to 1748 and encodes 484 amino acids. The record is from RefSeq and is a predicted model, not a curated record. Gene Ontology annotation, molecular function: UDP-glycosyltransferase activity.
UUAAUAAAUCAAAAUUAUAGAGUAUACCAAUUGACCAUCUCAAAUGGGUCCAUAUAUAUUAAUCAAAUAAACAUUACUACAUACCAGUCGUUAAUCUCAAUGUCUCCUUGCCUCUCAACCAAUUUUCCAACUAGCUCUUGCAUUAUUUGAUCAUCUCCAUUCUUGUUCUAUAAAUACUACAUUUACAUACUCUUCUUCAUAACUUCAUUAUUCACACUACUUCACUACUUCUUUGCAUUGCACCACCACUAAACUCUUCCCUCUUUUGCUCCUACUAUAUUAAGCUAGCUAUUAUGAUCCCAACUAAACCUCAUGCUGCUCUACUUGCAAGCCCUGGCUUAGGCCACCUUAUCCCCAUGGUCGAGCUCGCCAACCGCCUUAUUACACACCACGAUUUCCACGUUACAAUCUUCGUUGUAACCAUGGAGCCCACCGCCUCAAACAAACCCAUUGACCUCCUUCCUAAACAACCUUAUACAAGCCCAACUUUGUACAACUUGGUUGUGCUACCCUAUGUGGACUCUUCAGCUCAAAUGAGUCCAAGUGAUAAGAUCAUGACCCGACUUGCCAUCAUGAUGAGAGGCUAUGUUCCAAGCUUACGUGCCGAGCUUGGGUCCAUGAAGCACAACCCAACCCUCCUUGUUGUAGACCUUUUUGGAACUGAAUUCCUUAGUCUUGCAGAUGAAUUUGACAUGGUAAAAUAUGUUUAUAUCCCUUCAAAUGCAUGGUUUUUAGCUAUGACCAUAUGUGUGCCCCUCCUUGAUAAACAAGCCAAGCAUGUAGGUCCCCUCAAUAUCCCGGGUUGUAAACGGGUCGAGUAUGAUGAUAUACUUGACCCGAUUUUUGACCCAGAGAAUAAAGAUUAUGAUGCGUACGUUCGUAUUGCUUUAGAUUUAGGGACGGCUGAUGGGGUGUUGGUCAAUACAUGGGAACACUUGGAGUCAAAAACACUUUUCUCCUUGAAAAACAAUAAAAUUUUAAGAGAAAUAUUUAAUAAGCGAGUCUACCCGGUCGGACCAUUGGUCCGGCCGGUUAGUCUAGAUUAUUUAGGGGGAGAGUUGUUAGAAUGGCUAGAUGACCAACCUAAAGAGUCGGUCCUUUAUGUUUCCUUUGGAAGUGGGGGAACUUUGUCUAGUCAACAAACCACAGAGUUAGCUUGGGGUUUGGAAAUGAGUCAACAAAGAUUUAUUUGGGUGUUACGCCCACAUAUUGAGCAUGAUGGAGCCGGGGCCCUCUUCCAUGCGAUGGACGGUCAGGGUCAAAUCAUCUCGCAAUACUUGCCUCACGGCUUCUUGACCCGGACCCACAACUUGGGUAAGGUGAUCCCAAUGUGGGCCCCACAGACCGAGAUACUAGCUCACAAAUCAAUUGGAGGGUUUCUAUCACACUGUGGUUGGAACUCAACACUUGAGAGUCUUGUCAAUGGUGUGCCUAUUAUUGCUUGGCCUCUCUACGCCGAGCAAAACAUGAACGCGGCAUUGGUUGAGGAGGAGCUAGGGGUGGUAAUUCGCCCGAAGGUCUUGCCAACCAAAGGAGUUUUGGGUAGAGAGGAGAUUAAGAAGAUGAUAAUUAAGGUCAUGGAAGAUGAUGAUGGGAUUAAGAUGAGGGUUAGAGCCAAAGAAGUGCAAAAAUAUGCAAAAGAGGCCUUUACUAUAGAAGGGUCAACUCUCAAGUCAUUUUCUGAAAUAGCUAAUACAUGUGAGAAUAGGUUAACUGAUCAGAGAGCAAAGGCAAGUAUCAUAAAUUAAUGUUGGGGGCAGUAUUACAUGUUGCAUGCCUUCAAUUUGGGAUAAAAGUCAAUAAUACUAUUCUGUAACAAAAAAUAAUGCAUAGAAUUUAGCAUUUUAUAGUUUUUAUAAGUGAAGUUGAUCUAUUACUUUUGUCCAUUAGUAGUUCUAAAGUACUUGAUCUUGACUUGCUAGCUGUUGUUAUCAUUAAUAUAUGUAGCCCAGACUAUGCACAACUACUUGAUGCACAAAUUGCUUGUCAUUGUAGUCACUUUCAAAAUUAGUCUAUAAUAAUGAAAGACUAUUGUUAAUUUGUUA